Molecule: messenger RNA, 288 nt
Organism: Aureobasidium vineae
Lineage: Eukaryota; Fungi; Ascomycota; Dothideomycetes; Dothideales; Saccotheciaceae
Source: the annotation of a GenBank genome assembly
AUGUCUAUGAUCAAGACCGUCGGCAUUGUCGGAACUGGAGUUAUUGGAGCUUCAUGGACCGGUCUCUUCCUCGCAAGAGGAUUACGUGUUGUUGUCUCUGAUCCUGCCUCAGGCUCUGGACAGAAGCUCGACAAGUAUCUCAAAACCAUCUGGCCUGAUUUGAAGAAGAUUGGCCUCGCGCCUGGUGCUUCACUUGACAAUUAUCAGUUCGUUGGUGCUAGUCUCAAAGAUCAUUACUCCAAGGUCGAUUUUGUUCAAGAGGUAAGCCUAACUGUCUCGAUCUUUUGA